AUGCGCAGGAGAUCAACAUAUAUCACGCACCCCAGUCGUGCUGUCAAUCCAGAUGAUAUCCAAGUCCGACGAAAUCAGCUUCUGCUCGGGGCAUUGAAGGCAGCACGAGAAGAACGCUUGACUGUGGGCCUCGAAGAACUGCCCACAGAGAUAGCCGGAUACUUACGAGAAUGCCAUGAGCUUCACAUUCGGUGGGCACCGGAGCUUCCCUACAACACAACAGCUCCCUUCCUUUCAAGAACAUCUCCUGGUCUACAUGUCCAAUACACCCCUUUGCACGAAGGCCAGGUCGAUCGGCUAUGCAACCUCCUCCACCAGGUAUUUGGCAAACAGCUUCGAUGUGACUCGCCAGAUGCAACCUUCAUCAGCCCUCCUCUGAUAUCCGAACGCUUCGCCCAGACCUCAUCCCUUCAGUACUAUUCUCUUCUGCCUUCGCCAAAGCAUCUUGUUGCUUUUCUAUACCAUACUAUUUGCGUACGAAACGACCUGCAGUGUCUGCACACGGUGUCGCUUCUAAACAUUGCCGAUUCCGUGGACUUUGACUACGACAGUAUUUCCCAUGCUCUCAUCAUCAGUGUUUUCUGGUCAAAGCAGCCUGCAGUAUUCUACGACCCGAUCGGAGAGUUCACGACUCUCGAUGCGUGGAAUCUCGAUGUGCAGUCCAGAAAGGACGACAGGGUUGAGGUCGGUAUUCUCAGUGCGUCUCCAGCAACUGAGCCCUCGGACCUUCAACUAUCAGGCUUCCUUACUGUCGUUGGAGAAGAUGAUCAUCCGAAAGCUACACUUUUCAGUUUUCCAUCCCGGCAUCAUUCCUUUGGUCCGGACCAAGCAAUGUUCCAGAAAUACACCGUUUCGUUUGACGAGCCUACUGGGCUGCACCCGACCUUACGGAUCUCUUUCCCCUCGGCAGUUUCGCUGACUGAACCCACCAAUAAGCCCCCUGGAAGCGUUUGUGCCUUGCAGACCUAUCUAACUCUUCCCUCGCAUAUCUUUGCCGACAAAUAUGCGUUUCUCAGCAACGACCCGCUUUUUCAGAAGUUACAUCACGUCGGCCAAUUGCAUUCGAUUGCAGGCGAGACGGACCUAGAGGCGCCAAAUUACGUCGUCAAGAAAUGGGGUUCGACAAUGCUACUCGAGCUACAGACGCCGAAUGGCAGUGUUGGAGAAACGAGAGCUGCUGGUGGAGUGUGGGAUGUGACCAUACCGCUGCACCUACGCUAUUUGGAACCGAAGAAUGGCAGCUCGUCCGAAGUUGAAAUGCCUUGGCCUAUUGUCUUCUGGGCCUGCACCGCUGACGAUGGCACCAAGUUUCCUGUAAACCCUUUCGACAGAAUUCAUCUUGGCUUUGAAGGACUGUUCGGCCCCAGAACUAUGUUCUACCAUCUGGACCCAGUGCCGACCGAGGGUGCUGCUCCAGGAAGACUAGUAGAGCGCAUCUCCAUCCCAGUCUUGGACCUCAACACUGCAAGCCCGUCAACGAUCGAAUCCCUGACGAUUGUUACAAUUGCUCUCGGGUUUUUGUGGGUUCUGCUGAAGCUGAAGCCCUCUUUUACCGCAGGAUCCACCCACGACGAGCUGGUCCGGAGAGUCAAAAAGACGCAGUGA
Fonsecaea erecta is the source of this 1605-nucleotide messenger RNA. RefSeq lists its product as hypothetical. The transcript has a single exon. The record is from RefSeq and is a predicted model, not a curated record. Gene Ontology annotation, molecular function: mannosyltransferase activity. NCBI's taxonomy places the organism in Eukaryota, Fungi, Ascomycota, Eurotiomycetes, Chaetothyriales, Herpotrichiellaceae. Gene Ontology annotation, cellular component: glycosylphosphatidylinositol-mannosyltransferase I complex; endoplasmic reticulum membrane. Gene Ontology annotation, biological process: protein processing; GPI anchor biosynthetic process. Bases 1 to 1605 code for a protein of 534 amino acids.